This is a messenger RNA of Pocillopora meandrina, 8987 nucleotides long. The record is from the annotation of a GenBank genome assembly. Lineage: Eukaryota; Metazoa; Cnidaria; Anthozoa; Scleractinia; Pocilloporidae.
AUGUCUCUUACAAAAGUGAAAGAAAAAAUGGCCAAAUUAAAAGACGAUACUGAGCAAGCAGAAGAGAGAGAGGCUGACGCAAAAUCUUUGCUGAAAGAUACAAAUGAAAAGGCUGAAAGAGACCAGAACGAGGCCGAAGGAUUAAAGCGAAGGAUUACGCUGCUAAAAGCUGAUCUUGCGAAGACAACAGAGCGCUUGGAAGAGGCGGAGGGAAGACUAGGCGAGAUCACCCAGAAAGGCGAAAACGAAGAGAUGGUUCGUAAAGAAUUGGAGGAGGUUGAAGUGGAGGGGGACGAGAAAAUCAGCAUGUUGGAAGAAAGCUGUGUCGAAGCCGCCAAGGAAAGGGAGGAAAAGGUUCACCUCCUGAACGAAGCCUCGCGCCGUAUGGUGGUAAUCAAACGCGAUCUGCAGACUGCUAAAGAGAAAGAAGAAAAAUAUUUAGAUACAUACGAAAAAUUGAAGGAUACCUUGAGAAAUUUCACCGAACAAACUAAGGAACUGGAGGAAUUAGACGAAGAGGCUAGCGAGAAGGAGAAGCUAAGUGAAGAAAAGAUGAGGUUUCUGAAGGAACAAGUUAAAGAAGCCAACGGUAGAGCAGAAGUAGCCGAGAGGGAAGUUUGCAAACUUGAGCGGCUAAAGGAGGAAACGACCUCUGAAAUAAAAAAUUGGGGUGGAAAGAUAAAAGAAAUAGUGCAGGAGAUGGACGACAUUACAUGUUUGGACGACGAAAUGUGAAUUUUUACGUACGUGAGUCUGUAUUCAGUUUGAACGAAGUCUUUUGGUACUUGAUUAACACCCAGCUGAACUGACUUGUGAGGAGAAUUUUUAUGUAAUCAGGCACAGUCAUGGAGUCCAUCCCUUUAGUUUUCAUUUUCUAUCGUAAAAUGUUUCCGAAAUUUUCAUUAAGGCAUUUAUGCAAAUAUAAAAAAAGCUAAAUGUAAUCCAUUUGGCUUAUUUACUCAUUCGAGGUGUUGAUUUUCCAGCUUCUCAAGGAAACAACGAAAUGUUUUGUUUUCCGCUCUCCCGCAGUGCAGGUUAAGACCACUUAUUGUUACGUGAUACUUAAACGUCGGAAUAGUUUGUAUUUCUUAUAUUUCUUUCGUGUGCAUUUGUAUUCAAUUGGCCAUUUUGUUUAUCUUAGUCAGAAUAAUUAACGACCUGAAAUUAAAAUUUUGUAUUUAAAUAAUCGGAACACUGUUUCUUUUAACUGCUCCUGGGACUAUGUCGUUAUUUUACUUGAUAACCUCUGAGUAACACUGUUUUCUAUGCUUGGGUUUCAUGGUAAUUUGCGGUCAUGCUGUGAGGGUUCCGAUGUUGUAUGAUGACCGCUCACAUGGACAAAUUUCCUAUAUUUGAACCUGGCUAGAUCUAUUAUGUCUCGUAUGCUAUUUCGUAACUAAAUAACGGGAAAUGUUCGGAAUUUCUACCUGAAUCAAAAAGACAAUUUAGUAUUUUAGGGAAAUUUAUUGCGUGUGAUAGCUGCAGUAAAAAAUCACACCGCGGAUUUUGUCGUCUCCUGUCCUGAUCGAACGUCGGCUUGAAGUCUGUCACGCAAUUCAGCGGGUGAACUGAACUCAUCAUUAGGCCUAUCCAAUAUUUUUAGAUAGUGGUGUAGAUAAACGAUUGUAUGAAUAAAUUCGCAAAACAGAGAUAAGAGAUAAGAGAAAAGUUUAAUAAUAACAGACUCGGCAGAAUAAUAGCUGGCAGAAAAGCCCCCUACAGCUCGCCCGCCCCUCGCGCUCUCGUCGUGUUUGCAUCGUUUGUUUGAAAAGCGCAAUAAAAUUACGCCUGUUUGAGUUGUUGGGUGAGAAAUAUGUAAAAGGAUAAAUAAUUUAAUUAAUCACUUGAGAGUAUGCCGAUAAAUAACUCGAUAAUUUGGAGAAGAAUCGCAACUCGACUGAUGUCACGGACGUCCAAUGCACUGGGUUGUGAUAAAAAAAGUACUCGAUUCCACUCCUUCACUUCCAGCAUAGAAUUUCGCGACGUCAUAAACUGUCAGCGGAAUUCUUCGAAAUUUACACUCGGAUUAGUUGACGCAACAUGAGAGAGAAAUUGCGAACAAAUUACGAGGAGUGAUUCCAUCGCAGGUUUAGUGAAAGCCUAGGGGAUAAAUAUGUUUACAAUGAGGUUAGCAGGUAGAUGUUAUUCAGCUUAUUAUUGCACCUUAUCGACCUUUUCUCUCCAGAAUUUGUCAAAGAGUGCGGGUCGAUUUCCAGGCAAGAGAUUCAAAAGAUAUUUUCAAAACGAAACUAAGGCCUGGAGAUCGUGGGAAGGGACAUCAAAGGCACCUGGUAUUACUGGUAAGUUUCAGCCAUGUUUUAUCGCAUUUUUUUGAGCAAAUUUGAACCUAGUUAUUUAAUUGAGCUUACAUUCACUCCAUCUUACCGGGAAUUAUGAUAAUUUCAAAUCUCGUUUAUUUUUUUGGUCUACAUUUGUAAAAUUUUAAUAGCCUCUGGCUAAGUCAGAAGAAUUCAAACCUAUGUAUCACUGACGUUGAGGUGGACAGUAACCUGAUGACUUAACGGCUACCUUUGCGUCGGUAUAGAGGGAGAUUCUCAGAUAGCUAGUAAUGCAAUGACUUAAUGGCUAUAUUUGCAUCCAUAAAAGGAAUUCUAAGAUGGGCUGAAACACAACGACUUAACAGCUACCUUACCUUUAUACCUUGCCUACCUUUAUACCGAUACAAAUGUAGCCGUUAAGUUGUUGCACUAUUGGCUAUCUUUGAAUCUCCCAUUAUAUGGAUGCAAAUGUAGCCAUUAAGUCAUUGUGGCUAUCCAUCGCAACUUCGUGUCAAUUUAAGUGUGUCCCUACGUUUCAUGGGUCGUUAACCCUGUAACUCACAGAAGUGAUUGACAAGUAAUUUCUCCCUAUAAUAUCCAUACAUUAUCCAGCAAGCAGGUAAUGAGAAUACUCAAACUUAUCAGGUAGAAGUUAAUAUUUUGAUCUAACACUUAAUUCUUCCAACUAAUUUACAAGGAGAUGAUAUCAUAUCUUGGGAGUUAAAGGGUUAAAAAUUCAUAUAUUCAUGCUAUCUUUUAGGUUCAUUUCCAAAUCAGCAGAUCUCCUAUUGAAUUUCACUCAGAAAUGUAAGACCUCUAUAGAAAUCAGAAUGCCCUUUGAAAAAUGUGUGACAAUUUUCUUUUGUUUAUCGUCCAAAAACAAACAGUAGCUUCAAUUGCAAAAAUUUUGCUUUUAAUUUCUUAAUCACAAAGCAAAGAAUGCCGAAUUUGAAAGGCACUCUACCUCCAAAAUAAAACAUAAGCUAAGUAAACUGCCUCACAUAUGCAAACAGCAAAUUGCAAGAAUUUAACUUUUUCAUUGACCUUUCAGCUUUAAGAGCAGUAAUGUGAAAAUAUAUGUGUUUAUUGUAAUUAGAAGAUAUUUGUGUUUUUCUCUGUUGGAUCUAUUGGAUAAGAAGAAAAGAAGGCAAAAUUUGCCAUGAACUUGCUUAAAAAUCUUGUCCAUUUCUUCAACGCGGUCUCUGCAUCAUAUUCUGGCAAAUGAGCAUUCCAAACCAAAAUUCUUUGAUUUUUUUUCUCUCCAAAUGAUCCAAGUUUAUUUACUGAAGGUUUUCUCUUUUCUCUUUCAACUGGGAACUAGUGGUAAAAGCUUUCAAAUCCUUUUUAAAAUCCAUCACAAGAGAACUCAAAACAGCUCACAACUUUUUGAUGCUUGACAGUAAGCAACACAACUUUCUGGCUAGGAAUGGAAGACACUACUUUGUGGGGGCAUUUAUGUUUAUAUUACAGUCUUGAUAAUUUGAAUAAUAUAGGAUGCUACUUCUCUUCGUAAGUGAACCUUGGGAUGACACGAUAGGUCAAGGGGUUUUGGGUUAUAAAUAGAAAUGAAACAACAGACAGUAUAUAAACAACAGAAGUUUGGAGUUCAUUAACAAAAAUGGCUAGGAAGUGCACCCAUCCCAUGAACACUUCCCUCAUCAAUUGCUUUCAAAGGCUUCUGAUUAAUUUCAGAGUUGUAAAAAUGUGCUAAGAGCUGUCAGACUUGAAGCUAUUUAUUUUCUUAGAUCGGACUUUUGUAAAUUUCGAUCGUGAUCUGGCACAUGCUUAUGGGAAGGUCCAAGCAUUGAUGACUUACAAAUGCACUUCAUUCAAAGGUCUCUCCAUAAACCUUGCAAAAUGCCCUUUUCUAUUUUAUGCAAAUCAAAAUUGAAAACAGUUGGCAAACAAAACUUGAAUGCAUAAAAUGUCUGCAGUCAUUCUUUGGAAUUCAUACUUUACACGCACCAGUAAAAGAUGGCUGUGUGUAAAUUACAAUGCCAAUAACAAGAAGUAAAAUGCUAACUUUGGCCUACAAUCAUCAAAUAUGCUUGUUCAAGGUCUCUUAAAGCUCUGAAAAUGCUCUGUUUUAAUAAAUACAAAUCAAACUUGAGAACAUUGAGCAAAAAAACUUGAAGGCAUAAAAUGUUUUCAAUUAUUCUUUGUAGUUCAUUGACAUGUAUAAACAAAAGGGAUACACGUGUAGAUGCUGCCACUCAAGGUCGCUUAAUUGUGCUAUUGUUUCAUUCCAUAGAGUCUUCCUCCAGGAUGAUCUCACCUUUCCUGAACACAUUAAUCCAAACUUAGUGGUUACACUUUUGGCAGGUCUACGUGGCCCCUUAAAAUGAAUACCCAAAGGAAUAAAUCAAGCCUUCUAUGCACAAAUUCCUGCGGUAACACCCAUUUCUGAAUGACACACUAAAACCAACAUGAAGUUGUCAUCCAAAUAAUUUCCCUGUAUACUGUUACAAAGUUAGCUGUUAAGUCAUUGUGUUACAGGCUAUCUUAGAAUUUCCCUAGAUAUUGACCCAAAUGUAGCCAUUAACCCUUAACUCCCAAGAUCUGAUUGUGAAUUCUCCCCUCUAGGUGCUACACAUUUCUGUAAAUUAGUUAUGAGAAUUUGUUUUCAGAUCAAAAUAACAAAUUCUACCUGAUAAGUUUGAGAUUACUCUCAUUACCUGUUUGCUGGGUAAUAUAAGGAUAUUAUGGGGAGAAGUUACGUGUUGAUCACUUCUGGAGUCAAAGGAUUAAGUCUUUGCUUUACUGGCUAUCUUAGAAUUUCCUAUAUACCAACACAGAUUUAGCUGUUAAGUCAUUGCGUUACUGGCUAUCUUAGAAUUUCCCUAUAUACCAACACAAGUUUAGCUGUUAAGUCAUUGUGUUACUGGCUAUCUUAGAAUUUCCCUAUAUACCAACACAAAUUUAGCUUUUAAGUCAUUGCGUUACUGGCUAUCUUAGAAUUUCCCUAUAUACCAACACAAAUUUAGCUGUUAAGUCAUUGUGUUACUGGCUAUCUUAGAAUUUCCCUAUCUAUCAACACAAAUUUAGCUGCUAAGUCAUUUCAUUACUGGCUAUCUUAGAAUUUCCUAUAUACCAACACAAAUUUAGCUGUUAAGUCAUUGUGUUACUGGCUAUCUUAGAAUUUCCCUCUAUACCAACACAAAUUUAGCUGCUGAGUCAUUUCAUUACUGGCUAUAAUUUUGCUAUAAACUGACACAAAGGUAGCUGUUAAGUCAUUGCAUUACCAGCUAUCUUAGAAUUUCCCGAUAUAGGGACGUAAAUGUAGCCAUCAAGUCAUUGCAUUACUGGCUAUCUCUUGGAAUUUCCUUUUACAGACACAAGUCAUUCUGCUACUAGCUUUUUCAGAAUUUCCUAUCAUACUGACACAAGUGUAGUAGCCAUUAAGUCAUUGCAUUACUGACUCCAUUAUGGUCAGUAAUAUCAUAUAUGAUCUGACAGACUUAGUGGCUUCAAGAAAUGCUUGUAUAUAUAGACAAAUGAAAUUACAAAUUUUGCCAUUAUCUUAAUGCCAAAUUUUACCUUAUGGUACCACAUAGUCACUUCAAAGUGGCCCCUUUAUGGGCUUAACAAUUUCCAAUGAUGUGGCCACUUGUAUUGGGACUUCAUGUGAUUAGUUAACCAGCUCAGGGCAUGAAAUUAAUUUUUUUUCUGAAUGCUCCUAAAUUCUUCAAAGUGGGAGCCAAUUCAAAAAAAGUUGGUUGCCAUUUUCAAAGACAAACAAGAUGGCAUCUAGUUAUUGAUCGAGAUGCAUGUGCUGCAUUUUGGAAACAAACUUAACGAGGAAGUUUGCCGCGGAUUUAUCUUCGCAAAUCUUUUUAAUUCACGAUAUCUCUUGGUAAGGUUAUGAUGAAAUAUUCUAGUUGCCAAUUUGGCGACUAAUUUUCAGGAUUUGGUUGCCAAAGGGAAAAAUUUAGUCGCAUUGGCGCCUGUAUUAGGCGCAAUUUCACGCCCUGCAGCUAUGCAAAAGAUGCCUUUAUCUGUUAUUUGAAACAUCCUAGGACAUUCACAGCAUGUUGAAGGACCAUAAUUGAUACAUGUAUUUGUUCCAAGAGCUGUUCCCUUCAGAAUAUUAUAUAAGACAAUUCUGAGAUCUAAGGAUGGGGAUUGCACAGCUCAGAAAGACCAGCUUUCAUUUAUUAAGAAAAAAGUCUUCCUUGCAGCUGAAACAACUGGUCGUGCGGUUGUUGGUGGGGCUGCCUUGUUUGGUGUGGGAGCCCUUUGUUAUUAUGGCUUGGGAUUGUCCAAUGAGAUGGGUGCAAUUGAUCGUGCUAUGGUAUGGCCUCAGGUGGUACGUGAUCGUGUGAGGUCAACUUACUCUUAUUUUGCUGGAAGUCUGGCUGUAACAGCAGUGUCAGCAUAUGUUAUCAGUCAAAGCAGAGCAGUGUUUACCUUGAUGAGGGCAAGUCCAUGGCUGGUAAGUAAUUGAGCAUGUUAACGUAUGCCCUAAUCAGCCUUUUAUUUUCCUGUGUUUGCAAAAAAGGGCUUCAACUUAGGUGUUUUGAUGAGUGACAAGUCAGCAAGCACUCACUUGCAGCUCAUGAUUUUUGUUCACGUUACAGAAGUAUUGUUUAAUUGCUUUGUGGAGUGAAACCAUUUUGUUGAUAAUCAACAGGUUGUGGGUGGAGGGAUGAUCGCUACAAUAGGCAGCUCUAUAUUGUGUAUGAGUUUGCCAUAUGAAGCAGGGCUGAAUGCAAAGCACAUUGCUUGGGUUGGUAAGUUAACAAAUAUUCUAAUGUGAUCAUAUGCAAAAUUUGGUCUCAAUGUACAUGCAAACUGUGGAUGAUUUUUACAUAUUGUAAAACAAACAAUAUUAGCUACUGGUACUUUUACUUAUUGACUGAGGGUGAGAUUGUGAUCAUAAUGGACAAAGCUUCAACUAAGGCCUUACUGUAUUGACCACAUUAUGGCAAGUUCAAUUCAGCCAUGCCUAAGUGCUUGAUUUUCAUCAACAAGAAAUGGUCAAUGUUAAAAUUUAAUAUUUCCCAUAAAGCAAAAUGGAUGCAAGCAAAAGCUAAAACUUUAUAUCCUUUUAAAUGUAUAUAUAUCCUUUCAUUCAUUUUUUUUCUAUUUGCACAAGUCAAGUGCACCAAGGUGAACUCUUUCAAAAAAGGUUAAUUGUAGUUUUGCAAAAACUGAUUACAGUUGUACAUAAAAAAUCAAACAAUACCUAUGAGAUUGUUACAAAAUUCAGUGAGAGAAAUUUAUUAAUAAUUUCAUCAAUCAACAACAAAGGACUCUAGAUGUAAGAGGUAAAUUAAUGCAGCAGGAUGCACUGUUAAAAUACUACCGUGCUGUUAUAAAUUACUAUGUAACCAAAGUUUCACAACAUCAUGACUUGUAUGUUGCAGUUCCUUAACAAAAAUAAUUUAAUAAUGGAAAUUAGGCAGAUCUGUCAGUCUCAUAACAACUUAUUAUCAGUUAUGAUAAUUCAUUACCAAUUUUGAUAUAGAAAAGUUACUUUAAUGUUUGUGCAGUGGUUAAGUUGAAAGUUUAAUUUAUUUGGUGUCUGAUUGUGUCCAGGUCACAGUGCACUUAUAGGCACCCUUAUCGCCCCUCUCAUGUUACUUGGAGGUCCAUUAGUGCUGAGAGCUGCUGCUGUGACUGGUGGUGUCGUUGGGGCCUUGUCUCUGACAGCUGCCUGUGCACCUGAUGGUAAAUUUCUGUCAUGGGGUGGACCGUUGGCCAUCGGCCUUGGUGGUGUGUGUAUGGCAUGCCUUGGUAUGUGUUUAUUAUUUUCUUGUAAUACAUGCUCGGUUGGUACUCUAUGAGCUUUAUGUUUAUAUGAUUAUUAACUAAUUUACCAAAUGCCAACACUGGAAAAUGCAAUCCAUGCAAGUUUGUUAAAUGUUUCCACUUCAUUGUAACUCUUAUCAAGAAACAUCACAUACUCUCAAUACCGUAUUGUACAGCAUGUGUAUAAAGAGAAUCCUUUCUUUUAUCAUUGCUUAAAUUUGCGCUGUUGUGAAAAGCUCCUUCCUUUGAUCCGAUAAAUCCUGGAUGGUAGCAAUGAUUGUUAGUUAUAAUUUUCUUCUCAAAACUUUUAACCUUUAACAGUUGCUGUCAUAUGGCUGUGAAGUGAAUGUGUUACUUUAUUAAGCUUGAGAAACAGAUUGUAUGACUGUGUGUACUUUCAGGUACAUUGUUCCUGCCAGCAAGCUCCAUGGUGGCUGUAGGUUUGCAGUCUGUGGUUACAUAUGGUGGGCUUGUCAUCUUUGGAGGAUUCAUGUUGUAUGACACACAGAAGAUCAUCAGAAAGGCAGAAACAUAUCCUUUGUAUGCUGCCGUACCAUAUGACCCCAUCAAUGCGUAAGUGCAGUCAUGUACUUAUAACUACCCAAAAAAUAAUCAAUAUGUAUAUAAAGGACAAAAUAUUAUGUUUAAUUGUCACACUACCUGAGCUAGGAAACAUGUUGCCAAAACUAGCCAUCCAUUAAGUUUCGUUUCACAAUACCAAAUAGAAUAAAUCUCUAUUUGAUUUAGACAUGAAUGACAGGAUUUGUUUCUAUGUCAAUAAUUUUGCCCGUGUUUUCAUUUCAUAUUGUGUUCUUUUGAAUUACAUAAACGUUGCACUGAAGAAACAACUAUGAAUAUUUUCCUUUGGUCAGGUCAAUUGGGAUAUACAUGGACACCAUCAACAUCUUUAUCAGAAUUUUGACCAUCAUGGCUGCCUCAAACUCACGCCGAAAGUAA